Messenger RNA from Notothenia coriiceps (black rockcod), 733 nucleotides. RefSeq names its product UPF0704 protein C6orf165 homolog. The record is from RefSeq and is a predicted model, not a curated record. The transcript is spliced from 2 exons. Bases 21 to 395 code for a protein of 124 amino acids. Gene Ontology annotation, biological process: sperm axoneme assembly; regulation of cilium beat frequency; regulation of flagellated sperm motility. Gene Ontology annotation, cellular component: ciliary basal body; axoneme. Lineage: Eukaryota; Metazoa; Chordata; Actinopteri; Perciformes; Nototheniidae.
AGCGUAUAGUCCCAGCUGAGAUGAACACACAGGAGUGGCUCCUGCCUGAAACCACAGCCAGCUUUGAUGAGCUGCCGCUGCAGUAUAACGGAGUCUGUGGCUACUCACUAGUGACCAGAGACGGGCUGCUACUCCCAGGCUACCCACACAUCGGAGUCUUUCAUCACGAGGAGAAGCUCUAUGUGUUCAGCUCAAAAGAAGCAGCAUUAACAUUUGCCUCCAGUCCGGGGGACUUCAUUGCAGAGGUAGCAGAGAAAGCCAAGCUCUCCCCUGAACUCAUCCAGCUCCUCCAACUCCACCGACAGUUCUCCUGCGUCAGUCCUUACUCAGAGGUCAGCAGCCUUCAAGCACUCUCAAUGCACACAUUCAUUUAUUCUUUUUAUGUAAAAAUGUGACAUAUUGCCAAGUAUAUUUGUCUCAUUUCUUGUCAGAAUAUGUCUGCACCUGAUAUCAGACAUAAUAAUGUAAGACGUAACAUUGCAGUGAGAUAUAGGGUCUUGUUUUAGAUGUCAAAAGGUUUUUAAGCUGCUGUGAUAUUUGUAAAAGAUGGAUCAUCUUGUUUCAAAAAUAAUCUUACUUGAUUUAAAAAAACACAUUUUUAUUGGAAAUCCACCAACUAAGAUCAUAUGACAGAACACUUUUGAGCAUUUCUGGCUCAGAAUAAAUCUGAUUUAUAUAAAUAUUAGGGCUGUCAAGUUAACGCAUUAAUGCCAUUUUUUGUAACGCCACUGAU